GGCGCGGCUGGCGCUGUCCCGCUCCGCCCGUGUCACCGCGCGUCGCCUGCGGCUGUUGGCGGCCGAGGCCGAGGAGCAGCGGCAGCGGGGGGAGCGACACCGGCUGCAGGCCGCGGGCCGUCUCCUGGCCGAGCAGGUGGCCGCGGUGGCCGCGGGCACGGCGCGGGCGCUGGCCCAGGGCCGCCAGCUGCGCCAGGAGCUGCAGGACGUCGGGGACGGCGCCGCGGCCACCGCGCGGCACGUGGCCGUGCUCAGGGCGCGCCUCAGUGUCCCCGUUGAUGUCCCCGUUGAUGUCCCCACCGGUGUCCCCAGGCUGCCGCGGCGGGACGACCCCCGGCGGGCGCAGUGGCUGGAGAACAGCCGGCGGCGGGACCCGGCCGGGGGGGGGCGCUGGGACCCCUCCUCCAAAUACAUCUACUUCUGCUCGCAGCACUUCGAACAGUCUGGAUACAGGUGGGAUUUGGGGGGCUACAGGUGUUCCAGGACCCCCCCCCCAAGGUAUUUUGGGGAUCUCUCCGGGGUCCCGUCUCUGUUCAUGCUGCGGCUGCCGCCCCGCGCCGGCUCGUACAUCCAGAGCGAGCACAGCUACCAGGUGGGCAGCGCGCUGCUCUGGAAGCGCCGCGCCGAGGCCGCGCUGGACGCGCUGGACAAAGCCCAGAGGCAGCUCCAGGCCGGGAAACGCCGCGAGCAGCGGCUGCGGCUGCGCCUGGCCGAGCUGCAGAGGGAGCGCAGAGCGGGCCCCGAGCCGCGGAGGAGCUCCAAGGAGCGGCCGGAGCUGCUCGGAGAUGCUGCCGGAGGAGGAGGGCGGUGAGGAGUUGGAGGAGCUCCGAGGCUCGGAGGCGGCGCGGAGGUUUGUAAAUAAAGGAUUUUACCCUGCGGGUGCGGCUGGUGGAGCUCCAGGGGGAGGGGAGAGCGGGCUGAGCCGCGGAGGAGCUCCAAGGAGCGCCGGAGCUGCGGGUGGUGGAGCUCCAGGGAGAGAGGAGAGGGCUCUCCGAGCCGCGGAGGAGCUCCAAGGAGCGCCCGGAGCUGCGGCGGGUGGAGCUCCAGGGGGAGAGGAGAGGGCUCUCCGAGCCGCGGAGGAGCUCCAAGGAGCGCCGGGAGCUGCUCGGAGAUGCUGCAGGAGGAGGGCGCUGGGGAGCUGGUGGAGCUCCGAGGCUCGGAGGCGGCGCGGAGGUUUGUAAAUAAAGGAUUUCCGAUUU
Messenger RNA from Pyrgilauda ruficollis (rufous-necked snowfinch), 1199 nucleotides. RefSeq names its product THAP domain containing 7 (gene THAP7). Gene Ontology annotation, biological process: regulation of DNA-templated transcription. NCBI's taxonomy places the organism in Eukaryota, Metazoa, Chordata, Aves, Passeriformes, Passeridae. The record is from RefSeq and is a predicted model, not a curated record. Gene Ontology annotation, cellular component: nucleus.